GGUUGCAAGAUUGUCUUAGUGUUUUUAUGUUGGUAAGAAGCAUACUUAAAGUCUGUGAACUAAUAAUUAAUAACAUAAUUAAAUAUCCGUCUUAAGUAAAGGAGUUCCUGUAAAUCACACUGAUAACCUAUGUUGGAGUGGAUGAGCUAUAUAUGGGAUUUCCCUUACCCCGCCCACCUCAGCCUUUCAGUUUGGACAGCCUUACCUGCAAGAAGCCGACGGCACUCACACAGGUAAGGCGAAGGGGAAACUACUGUGAUUUUAAAGACUCGGGUCAGGUGCUACUGCACGCUCCAGCGUCGCAGUCAUGGCUGAUUCCCAGCUGGAGUGCAUGGACGACGGUCAUAUCAACGAAAAGAUCCCGGAGUCCAGGCCGGAGUUUAUGUACAGUGAAGAACAGCGUGUUGCUUUAGAACUGCUUCUAAAAGAAGGCGAUGGCGCCUUCAAAACGCAACUGAAAACAGACAAUACAAAAGAUUUUUUAUCUGCCCGGGAGAUAAAGUGGAUCAGGGACACAGUGAAAGAAUAUCAAACGAACGAAGAGGAUGACUCGACUUCUUCAGCAACGACUGAAAGUAAGAAGAUCGAGGGUUCCACUUCCAGUCUACAUUCAACAUACUGGCCCCAACUUUCGGACACGGAGGUACCGCCGCUGGAUCUCGGCUGGCCGUCAGGAGGAUUUUUUAAAGGGGUCACGCGGGUGGCAGUUCACACGUCCCCACCAAAACAAAAUGCACCGCACAUCAAGGAGGUGGUGCGCAGAUUGAUUCAAGAAGCAAACAAGGUGUUGGCUAUAGUGAUGGACCUCCUCACAGACCUCCACAUCCUGCAGGACCUCCUGGACGCGGCGGCCAAGCGCGGCGUGGCAGUGUACAUCAUCCUAGACAUCCGCGGGGCGCCCCACUUCCUGGACAUGUGCAACAGGCUACAGGUCGGCUCUCAGCACCUGAGGCACAUCCGGGUGAGGACGGUGAGUGGCACAGGCUUCCAGCUCUCCUUCGGGACCAUCCCUGGAACUCUGGGCAGCAAAUACAUGCUGGUGGAUGGAGACAAGGUCAUGUUUGGCUCCUACAGUUUCUCGUGGAGCUCCUUCCGCAUGGACCGCAACAUGAUGACCAUCCUCUCGGGCCAGGUGGUGGACUUCUUCGACAACGACUUCCGCGAGCUCUACGCCGUCUCCGAGAAGCUGGACCUCUACAAAGAGUUCCACAUCAGCCGGCCGGCCGUGCCGACCGCGCCGGUCCGCGUCGCCAGCGUGGAGUCGAAACGGCCGCCCCUCCCCGCCACCACCUCCCGCUUCCAGGUCAGCCUGGGGGACUCCAAGGGUGCCGGGGGUGACCUGAAGGUGCCUGCGCAUAAAUACUACAACCCCAAGUACCAACUGGCAUUCGGGAGUCCCCCGGGACUCCCAACCUCUCUUCAGGACGUGCACACCGAGCGGGGGCCGUCGACCGCGGGGUUGGGAGGGCCGACCCUCACCCCAGAGCAGACUCAGUCCCGGGCCAGCAGCGAGCGUCUGGACAAGCUCGCCCCACUGCCCGCCCAGACAGGGGGCGCCAAGAAGAGUCGGACGUCACUGAGGAACUUUUUUAGGAGCAAGCAGAACAGCCAGAAAGUCCAGAACAAGGACGAGGCCGUGGUCACUACUCCGAGCUCCUCCCCUACGAGUAAAACGGCCAAUGGGACGGCCGAUAGCAGCUUUGAGGACCUGCCAGAGCCCGUGGCACCGAAGGGGAAGAACAGGAGGCUGUCAAAACUGGGCCUGAAGAGCCAGUCCUUAAUGACGCUAAACACGGGAGAGGAAAAUGGGUCCAAAAGCAGGAAAAAAAGCCAGAAAUGUAUACAGUCUUAGAAGACAACUUUAAAGGACCUUUAACACCAUUUGGAUGAAAGCACUUUUUUUUACCUUGUAAACAAUUUUUUGUACAAUCUGGGUCUAUUUACCCAAAUCUGGAGACAUUACAGACAAACGGAUUGCUGUGGAUUGCAUGGACGGAGGAUCGCCUGGGCGAAACAGAGACUUCUCUCACUUCUCUAAACAUGUGGGCUCACAAAAGAAUUGAGGGGAAAACAAUGUAACCUCUGUAAGAUAUGCCAAAAGGUCAAAUUUUUUGUGUAUCACUCCAAAAACAUUAUCAGAUUGUUUUUCAUCCUGAACAUGGAACUGGUUGUUGAUUUGAAUGUUGAUUCACUGUGAUUAACUGUGGACUGUGGUUCACCAGGUUGUGUGUAUCUUAUCUCAGCAGCCUGUGCUGCAGCCUUAGGCCGUUGGCUUCUUUUUUGAACUUGAAAUGUUUGAAGUCAGUUGACCUCAGGAUUGCCUUGGUGACAACUCGCAUGUGAACAUUACCAUGGGAACACUGACCCCUAGUGGAUGGUAAAGAGAACAACAGGAAAAGCAUAGAUGGAGUCACUUGCAACUAAGUGUCUAUAUGCAGCUUUCUCUUACACAUAUGCUCUCUCCC
This is a messenger RNA of Clupea harengus (Atlantic herring), 2465 nucleotides long. RefSeq names its product scaffolding CK1 anchoring protein F-like. Gene Ontology annotation, molecular function: protein kinase binding. The record is from RefSeq and is a predicted model, not a curated record. NCBI's taxonomy places the organism in Eukaryota, Metazoa, Chordata, Actinopteri, Clupeiformes, Clupeidae. Gene Ontology annotation, biological process: signal transduction.